AUGGAUUUAGAAAAUUACCACGAAUCAACUGUAAUUCUAAAAUUGGAGUUAAUCAACUUUAUGUGCCAUGAUCAUAUUGUAAUAGAUUUUAAAAAACCAUUUACUUGCAUAGGAGGUAGAAAUGGGAGUGGUAAAAGUGCUAUUAUGAUAUCUCUGGGAAUUUUAUUUGGUCAAAGAUCAAGUAAUUUAGAAAGAGGAAAUUCUUUUAGAAAUCUUAUAAAAACUGGACAACAAUUUUGUGUUAUUAAGUGUGUCUUAAAUAAUACAAAAAAAUACUGUUAUGACUUUUUUGGAGAUUUUAUUAUUUUAGAAAAAAGAUUAACGCAUAAAAGCAGUUCAUUUUCAAUAACAAAUAAGCAAAAAAGACUUCAUUCAAACAAAAUGGAAGAUCUUGAAUACAUUUUAGAUUUUUUCAAUAUAAAAUUAGAAAAUCCACUGAACUUUUUAACACAAGAACAAUCUAAAAAAUUUUUAAAUACUGCUGACUCUUCUAAUUUGUAUAAAUUAUUUUUAAAAGGGACAGAAAUUGCUGAUAUUAGACUUAUUAAUGAAAAAUAUGAGAAGAAUAUUCAAGAAUUGAAAAACAAAAUUGAUAACAUUGAAUUCGUUGUAAAAGAAAUAAAUCAACAAUUAGAGAAAGAAUACAAACGCAUGGAAAUUUUAGAAAAUGUUAAUAAUUUAACAGAUACGAUUAAAAAAGAUGAAAACGAACUAAGAUGGGCAGAUGUAUAUGCUAUUAAAAACCAGAUGAAUAUUUUAGAGAAAGAAUUUUCUGAUAUACAAUUAAAUAUUGAUAUGGAACAAAAUGUUCAUACACAAUUUAUGGAGGAAGUCGAAGAUCUUAAAUCGCAAAAAGAUUCAAUUUUUGAGUUGACACAGACAAUGAAGUCUGAAAAUAAAGCUAAACAACAAGCUAUUGAAGAAGCAAUUCUAUCAACCAAUAAGAAAAUCCGAAAUAUGGAAAAUGAAUUUAAAGAUUUAAAAGAGUCUUUUAAUAUAAAGAAAGACUUAAUAAGCCGACUUGAAAAAUCUAAUACUUUAGUCGACGAAAGGGAAUCUUUGCGGGUGAAGAAGGCAGAUAUUGAAGACAAGAUAUUAAGUGAACGAAUACAACAAGAAAACUGCUUACAAAUACUUAAUAAGGAAAAAAAUAUUAAAGAAGAGCAAGAUAGAGUUUUUGAUGAAUACAAAAAAAAGGUAUAUGCUUUACAAAAACAAAUAGAAUUUUGUAAAAAAAAUGUUGGAAACGAUCUAAUACAUCCAGAAAUUAAACAAAUUUUACAAACCAUUAAGAAUACGAAAUUUACGGAAGAAGUUAUUGGUCCAAUUGGAGAUUAUAUCAAAUUAAAAGAUCAAAAGUGGUGGAAAGUAGCCAGUUUGGUGUUACAAAAAUUUGUAACAAGCUUCAUAUGUUUUAAUAGGGAGGAUCGAGAAAAGUUGUCUCAUAUUUUUAAAACUUUUAAUGUUCAAUUUUCGAUUUUAAUUCCAUCCAAUAAAUCUUGCAAUCUUAUAAAAUACGAAAAAAAUCCAAAUUUUAAAGUUUUGCUAGAUGUGAUAGAAUGCGAAAACAAUAUUGUAAUGAACCAACUUAUCAUUAUGGCUAAUAUUGAAGAAAAAGCUCUUAUCGAGGAUAGAAAUGAAGCAUACAGAGUUAUUAGAAAAGAUCCAAAGAAUAUAGAUUGUAUUUAUACACUCAAUGGUGACAUUAUUAAAAAAAUUGGUGGAUCUAUUUCUGAUUUCGCUCCUCGCAAAAUAGAAAAGUAUUUUUUUGAAAAACAACGAGAUAAGCAUGAAAAUUAUCAAGCAGAGUUAAAUAGGCUUAUGAAAAAUAAACCAAGUGUCAAGCCUUCUAUUGAAUAUGAGAAAAUUUCUAAAGAUUAUGAAGUAAGUUUGCAAACAAUUAAUAAAUAUGAACGCAAUUUGGCCGAAAUUAUAAGACAAAUAGAAAAUGCAGAAGAUUUGUUUAAAGCACAAAAUGAAGUGAUGAAUAAUGAAGAAAUUGCUGAAUCUUAUCGUUUUUUGGAAAAUCAGAUGAAUUUGUUAAAUAAUAAGAUUGCUAAAAUGAAAGAAAAAUUAAAGGUUUUAGAGAAUGACAAAAAUAACAUAACAAAUACUCAGUAUCCUUCUACUUCUGAAAUUGAACUGAAAAUACAAAAAUUCAAAGUUAAAAUUAACAUUGCUAAUGAUUCAUUACAAAAGUUUAUACAAAAAAAGCGACUGCUUAAUGUUAAAUUAGCAGAAAAAAAUUGUGAAUUUGAAAUUGCAAGAGCCAACUUAUUGAAAGAAAUUGAUGAAAUUUUAGACCCAAGACCUAAAGAUGAAAUUUAUGAUGAAAUUUCUCGAAUAAAGAUUGAAAUUGAAGAAACUAAAAAGAUCGGAAAUAAAGAAGAAACUCAGGAAAAAAUAAAUAGUAUUUUAGAAAAGAAACAAAUGAAUGAAAAUAUUCUUAAUUUAAACAAGCAUAAAAUUAAUGAUGUUUGUGAAUCUUUUAUGCAAAGAAUAACAAAAAGAGAAGAAAUAAAAGAAUUUAUAGGGCACAAUGCGUCGAAAAGAUUUGAGGAACUAACUUUACAACGAGGCUAUAAAGGGGAGCUUAUCUUUGAUCAUGAAAAUGAAGAAUUACACAUUAAAUUGGAGGUUCAUAAUUUUGGUAUUGCUGGUUCAAAAGAAACAUUAUCCGGCGGGGAACGUUCUUUUGCUGCUAUGUCUUUAUUGUUUUCUUUAUGGCCUUAUAUUUCUUGCCCAGUUAUAAUUCUUGACGAAUUUGAUGUUUUUAUGGAUGACUUAAAUAGAAAAUACAUUAUAAAUAAAUUUGUAGAAUAUUUUAGGAAAUCACAAAACCAGGUUAUUUUAAUUACGCCAUUGAAUACUAAAGAUCUUGAAGAUAAAAAUGUGGAUAUUCUCAUUCUUAAUCCUCCUAGAGAUUAA
Messenger RNA from Vairimorpha ceranae, 2928 nucleotides. Its product is annotated as rad18-like recombination and dna repair protein. Gene Ontology annotation, molecular function: ATP hydrolysis activity; protein binding; ATP binding. The record is from RefSeq and is a predicted model, not a curated record. Bases 1 to 2928 code for a protein of 975 amino acids. Gene Ontology annotation, biological process: chromosome organization; double-strand break repair via homologous recombination. Gene Ontology annotation, cellular component: chromosome; site of double-strand break; Smc5-Smc6 complex. NCBI's taxonomy places the organism in Eukaryota, Fungi, Microsporidia, Nosematidae. The transcript has a single exon.